GGCUUGAUAACAGACUAAAACCAAAGCACCAAAAUGACUGCAGUUGACGAAGUUGGAAAUCUGACGAUGCCUGGCUGUACUUAGAUUUCUUAUCCGAUACUGUCAUGUUUGUGUAUAGACUAGUUUAACAAAAUCAUUCAUGACUGCAGGUGGCUCGUGGCAAGCAAAAUGGCUUUCUCAUCGGUUUUCCGGAGAGUGAAUGUCAAAGGACUGAUCUCAAAUGCUUCAGUGUAUGCUAGCGCAACAGAAUCUUCUGGAGGAAUGAGCUUGGUGUUUAGACGCUGGGCCACCAAGAAGACUGCUGGAUCGACAAAAAAUGGCCGUGACUCCAAUCCCAAAUACCUGGGUGUCAAGAAGUUCGGUGGAGAGAAAGUGGAACCAGGAAACAUCAUUGUUCGCCAAAGAGGAUCGCGCUUCCACCCUGGGGACUAUGUUGGCAUGGGCAAGGAUCACACUCUCUUCUGCCUGAAGGAAGGCCAUGUUCGGUUCGAGCGCAACAAGCUGACUGGCAGGAAAUGGGUUCAUGUUGACCCUAUGGCUGGUCAUGUGCUCCACCCUGUCUACGCCAGUGGCUCGACUACUGCAGCUGACCUGGAUGCACAGUUGUAGGGACCAUGCAGUUGCUUAUGCUCUUCCAGCGGAUUCGCCGCUCCUGUGCUUGUCAUCAGCACCACCAAGUGCCUCUCAUUACACAAUGCAACUUGUUGCAGCAAAGAUGCUUGCGAGCAAGAAAUGCUGCUAUAAGUAGCUUCAGUGAGGAGCAGAAAUUUCAGCUUGAUUAAUGUUCCUUUUUAACAUCAGUUUCUUUGAGAUGCAAUGUUGGUUAGUUUCAUGUCUGUGGAAGUGUUGAUUACUUGUGGACCGGAAUUUUGUCAUUUGGUGCAUUUUUUGGAACCAUGAGCGUUCAACUAGAGGUCAAA
Molecule: messenger RNA, 920 nt
Organism: Panicum hallii
Lineage: Eukaryota; Viridiplantae; Streptophyta; Magnoliopsida; Poales; Poaceae
Product: 50S ribosomal protein L27-like
Exons: 3
Coding region: 169-609 (146 amino acids)
Biological process (GO): translation
Cellular component (GO): ribosome
Molecular function (GO): structural constituent of ribosome
Source: RefSeq, a predicted model, not a curated record